AUGGAGGGACUCGUCUUUGCUAUCACUGCGUCAGCCAGCGGAAUUGGGCUCGGCAUCGCCUUGGAGGCGGCCAAGCAGGGGGCCGUGGUUAUCGUCUCCUCCCGCAACCAGGCCCACGUCGACUCUGCUCUCGAACUGGUCCGCAGGCACAGUCCCAAGUCCGUCGGAGUGGUCUGCCAUGUGGGUAAAGCCGCAGACCGGCAGAGAAUGGUCGAGCUGGCCCUGACGACCUUCGGGCGGAUCGACGCACUGGUGCUCAAUGCAGCCAGCGAAGCGCAGGUCAGCAAAAUGUGGGAGAUCAACUAUACGGCCACCUACCGGCUGGCCGUUGAGGCACUGCCCGCCCUCCGCAAGUCCAGCUCGGGCAGCAUCGUCGUCCUGUCCAGCAUUUCCGCCUAUGAGCCACGGGAAACCCGCAUGAUCAGCCAUUACGGGGCCACGAAGGCCGCGCUCCUCCACCUGACCAAGCAGCUGGCCCUUGAACUACCCGAACUCAAGGUGAACGCAGUUGCCCCCGGGAUCAUCAAGACAAGGUUCAGCGAGGGCCUCUGGAAGGGACGGGAGAAGGAGGUGGAGGAGGCCUCCGGUGUGAGGCUGGGCGAGGUGGAGGACGUGGCGAAUGUGGUCCUGUUCCUGGCCCACCCGAAGACCACCUACAUCACUGGCGAGACCAUCAUCGUGGCAGGGAAGCCCUCCCCGCGGCUCUGA
Molecule: messenger RNA, 708 nt
Organism: Hippocampus zosterae (dwarf seahorse)
Lineage: Eukaryota; Metazoa; Chordata; Actinopteri; Syngnathiformes; Syngnathidae
Product: dehydrogenase/reductase SDR family member 4-like
Exons: 2
Coding region: 1-708 (235 amino acids)
Molecular function (GO): oxidoreductase activity
Source: RefSeq, a predicted model, not a curated record